CAGUGGCUUCAUUCACUCUGCGUUAGCCAACCAGUCAGCCAGCUAGCCUCCGCGCUAAUGAAGCUAAUGCGGCUAGCGGCGUAUAGCAGCAUUUACACGCUUUCUUUAUUUCUGCCGGUGAGUUAAAGCACAGAUUAGUGUCCACACAGGGAAGACUCAGUUAAACACCAAAGCAGCCCGUAAAAAAAGAGACCGCCUGAGGCUAACUCGACAUUAAGCCUCACCUAUCGCGGCCAGUACAACACCCAGAAACCCUUCAGGUUUUACCGAGAGUCACUCGGAUGUGCGUGAAUGGGAGCAGACUGUAGGUAGGAAGGACAGCAGGUAGAUGGAUUCCUCCAACUCCUCAGGUGAUGCUUUUCCAGGGUGUAGAGUGGACUGUGGUCACGGUGUUUGGGUCGGACAGAACUGCACCUUACCGGGUCAGCACCUGCGCUGUCAGCUGGUAAAUGUGACAGACCGCAUCAACACAUCCAGCCUCAUUAUGGCUCAAGACAGGGGCAAAUAUGACUUCUACAUUGGCUUGGCGCUGGCCGUCAGCUCCAGCAUCUUCAUCGGAGGCAGUUUUAUCCUGAAGAAGAAAGGACUUCUGAGGUUGGCGAGGAAGGGGUCCACACGGGCAGGGCAGGGAGGUCAUGCGUAUCUGAAAGAGUGGCUGUGGUGGGCAGGUUUACUAUCAAUGGGGGCUGGGGAAGCGGCCAACUUCGCCGCUUACGCCUUUGCUCCUGCAACGCUAGUCACACCGCUGGGAGCCCUGAGCGUGCUCGUCAGCGCCGUGCUGUCGUCAUACUUCCUGACGGAACGGUUAAACCUGCACGGGAAGCUUGGCUGUCUGCUCAGUAUCCUGGGCUCCACCACCAUGGUCAUUCACGCGCCGAAGGAAGAGGAGAUCAGCAGCCUCGAGGAGAUGGCGGCCAAGCUGGUUGACCCAGGGUUCCUUGUCUUUGCCACCCUCGUCAUCAUCGUUGCACUCAUCUUCAUAUUUGUUGUGGGUCCCCGCCACGGCCAGACCAACAUCCUAGUCUACAUCACCAUCUGCUCGGUAAUCGGAGCACUCUCUGUGUCCUGUGUGAAAGGACUGGGCAUCGCCAUCAAGGAAGCGAUCGCCGGGACGAGCGUGGUGAAAAACCCGCUGGCGUGGAUCCUGCUCCUGGGUCUAGUGGGCUGUGUGAGCACGCAGAUCAACUACCUGAACAAAGCUCUGGACAUUUUCAACACCUCCCUGGUAACGCCAAUCUACUACGUGUUCUUCACCACGUCCGUGCUCACCUGCUCUGCCAUCCUCUUCAAAGAGUGGGAGCACAUGGGAGCGGACGAUGUCAUCGGUACACUCAGUGGCUUCCUCACAAUCAUCGUGGGCAUCUUCCUGCUCCACGCCUUUAAAGACGUUAGCGUGAGCCUGGCCACGCUCGCGGUGUCCAUGCGGAAGGAAGAACGAGCGUUUCCCACAGCCAACGGCAUAGCAUCUCACACCGCCUACGAACUGCUGGACGAGAAGUCGGUCGGAGACAUGGAGGAGCGAGACACUGCUUCGCAUUUCGAUAGCGUCUCCAGAAGGAAUGGCACGAUGACGUCCUUGCUGGAUCACUAAGGACCUCCCUAUUCCAGAAGACUCGGCCGCGGCUCUGAUGUAGACGUGGAGCGCGAGAAUGAGACAAUCAGCGAUCCGGGGCGUGAACAGACCAGUGGAUUGUAGUUAAUGUUUUAAUUUGCCUUACUUUUCUUGGAAUAUGGCUCAUAUUCAUCUCUAGUUAAACUUAAUUUCAUUCCGGUGUAGCGCUGUAAAUACGUUUUAUAAAAAGGUUUUAUGGACAUGCA
Messenger RNA from Pundamilia nyererei, 1818 nucleotides. RefSeq names its product NIPA magnesium transporter 2 (gene nipa2). Gene Ontology annotation, molecular function: magnesium ion transmembrane transporter activity. The record is from RefSeq and is a predicted model, not a curated record. Bases 329 to 1591 code for a protein of 420 amino acids. The transcript has 7 exons. Gene Ontology annotation, cellular component: membrane. Gene Ontology annotation, biological process: magnesium ion transport. NCBI's taxonomy places the organism in Eukaryota, Metazoa, Chordata, Actinopteri, Cichliformes, Cichlidae.